CAGACAUUCAUACUGGGCAACUUUUGUGAAGCAAUCUCUUUAAAAAACAUUUUCUGUGAAUCCACUGUGAAUAGACAUAACAUCAUAGCUGCUAACUUUACCCUUUGCAGAUAAUACUUUUAUUUGAGUAUUCUGUAGUGUGUUUAUAUUUGAGACCUGAUUCAUAGCUAUUUCCUUAAAGACCAGAUUCUGCCAUCCUUACUCACAUUGCAUUAUAUCUUACUCUGCAAGUUUCAGUGAUUAAAUAUGCAUAAUGAUUGCCCUUAGAGACUAAAAGCAACAGUUGCUUCUUUCAAUCUAUGACAGCUGCAAGAGCAACUCUUCUUUCCACACCACCAUCCACCCUAAAUUCCAACUUGUAAGAGGCUGUACCUAUAUUUAGUUGGAAGGAUUAAAUUACAGAGACUUCAGGCUGGGCAAAGCACAUUGAUCUGCCUUUUUACAGGCAGACCUUAGUGCCGACAACAGCAAAAGAUUUCAGUUUCCUCCCACACACCCUAUUAUUCACAAAAUGGAUUCCCAAAGGGAACUCACUGAAGAGCUUCGACUUUACCAAUCCACGCUUCUUCAGGAUGGCCUCAAGGAACUCCUGGAUGAGAAAAAGUUCAUUGAUUGCUAUCUAAAAGCUGGUGAUAAAAGCUUACCUUGCCACAGAUUGAUUCUAUCAGCUUGUAGUCCUUAUUUCCGUGAAUAUUUCUUAUCUGAGCAAAGUGAAGUGAAAAAAAAGGAGGUAGUUCUAGACAAUGUGGACCCUAGCAUCCUGGAUAUGAUUGUCAAGUACCUUUACUCUGCAAGUAUUGAUCUCGACGAUUCUAAUGUGCAAGAUAUUUUUGCUUUGGCCAGCCGCUUUCAGAUCCCUUCUGUAUUCACUGUGUGUGUAUCCUAUCUUCAGAAAAGACUUGCUGUUGGUAAUUGUCUAGCCAUCCUUAGAUUAGGUCUCCUCCUUGACUGCCCAAGACUUGCAUUGUCUGCCCGUGACUUUGUGUCGGACCACUUUGUGCAAAUUUGCAAAGAAGAAGACUUCAUGCAGCUGGCCCCCCAUGAGCUCAUCUCAGUUAUUUCACCUGAUAGCUUAAACGUAGAAAAGGAAGAAGUGGUAUUUGAAGCAGUAAUGACAUGGGUCCGAACAGACAAAGAGAACAGAAUAAAGAGCCUGGGAGAAGUUUUUGACUGCAUUCGUUUUCGUCUUAUGGCAGAAAAAUAUUUCAAGGAGCAUGUUGAGAAGGAUGAUAUAAUCAAAAGCAACUCAGAUCUUCAGAAAAAAAUCAAGGUUAUUAAGGAUGCCUUUGCUGGAAAAUUGCCUGAACCUACUGUAAGCAAGGGAAAGUCAGGUGAAGGGGAAGUAAAUGGUGAUGUAGGGGAUGAAGAUUUACUCCCUGGAUACCUCAAUGACAUUCCGAGACAUGGUAUGUUUGUCAAAGACCUUAUUCUUCUGGUUAAUGACACAGCUGCAGUGGCUUAUGACCCUGUAGAGAAUGAAUGUUUCCUGGCAGCCCUGGCAGAACAGAUUCCCAGAAAUCAUUCCAGCAUAGUCACCAAACAAAAUCAGGUCUAUGUCGUCGGAGGACUGUAUGUGGAUGAGGAGAACAAGGAUCAGCCUUUACAAUCCUAUUUCUUCCAGCUGGAUAGCAUUGCUGGUGAAUGGAUAGGCCUUCCUCCACUGCCUUCAGCCAGAUGCCUUUUUGGUCUGGGAGAGUCGGACAACAAACUGUAUGUAAUUGCAGGAAAGGACCUUCAGACAGAGGAGUCUCUGGAUUCAGUAUUGUGCUAUGAUCCUGUGGCAGUAAAAUGGAGUGAGGCCAAAAAGCUUCCACUCAAAGUAUAUGGCCAUGCAACAAUUUCAUACAAUGGGAUGAUAUACUGUCUUGGAGGAAAGACUGAUGACAAAAAAUGUACUAACAGGGUAUUUAUAUACAAUCCCAAGAAGGGAGACUGGAGAGAUCUGGCUCCCAUGAAAGUGGCUCGCUCAAUGUUUGGAGUGGCUGUCCAUAAAGGCAAAAUUGUGAUUGCAGGAGGUGUUACUGAAGAAGGUCUUUCAGCCUCUGUUGAAGCCUUUGACCUCACCACUAAUAAGUGGGAGGUUAUGCCUGAAUUCCCCCAGGAGAGAAGCUCUAUCAGUUUAGUCAACUUGAAUGGAUCUCUGUAUGCUAUUGGUGGUUUUGCUAUGGUUCAACUUGAGUCCAAGGAAUUUGCACCCAAUGAAGUUAAUGACAUAUGGAAGUAUGAUGAUGAGACGAAAGAAUGGUGUGGCAUGUUGAAGGAGAUUCGCUAUGCCUCUGGAGCCUCCUGCCUUUCAACACGUUUAAAUCUAUUCAAAUUAUCAAAGCUGUAAACAAAAAGGCUGGGAAAUUAAAUAUGAGGAGGGACUUCUGAUUAUAGCCAUUUUAUUUUUGUUGCAUAAAAACAAACUGUACAGAGAUUUAUAGCUAAGUAUCCCUUAAACUGUGACUGCAGCUGUGUUUUAAAUGGUUACUAAUUUUUUUAGAUAAUAAACCAAAACUAACUUUUUGCUCAAGGUUAGAAUCAGAAAGAAUUCUGAUUGACAUUGACUGGAACUUGUUUUGAAUAAAUGAAGAUAUCAUGUGAAA
Messenger RNA from Dermochelys coriacea (leatherback sea turtle), 2588 nucleotides. RefSeq names its product kelch like family member 41 (gene KLHL41). The transcript has 6 exons. The record is from RefSeq and is a predicted model, not a curated record. The coding region runs from base 512 to 2332 and encodes 606 amino acids. Gene Ontology annotation, molecular function: protein binding. Lineage: Eukaryota; Metazoa; Chordata; Testudines; Dermochelyidae.